Messenger RNA from Doryrhamphus excisus (bluestripe pipefish), 1649 nucleotides. RefSeq names its product cystine/glutamate transporter. NCBI's taxonomy places the organism in Eukaryota, Metazoa, Chordata, Actinopteri, Syngnathiformes, Syngnathidae. The record is from RefSeq and is a predicted model, not a curated record. Gene Ontology annotation, biological process: amino acid transmembrane transport. Gene Ontology annotation, molecular function: L-amino acid transmembrane transporter activity. Gene Ontology annotation, cellular component: membrane.
UGCACACAUUCCCAGGCGAGGCUGCAAGAUCCGAGGAGGAGGUUGCAUACUCGACUGGAGAAGGGGGCCAUUCGGGGGGCGUGCACCUACGACCGGGACCAGGAUGGAAGGCAGCCAGGCGAAGGAGGAUGGCGAGCCGCGAGCAAGGGACGGGGAGGCGGUGCACCUGCGCAGGGAGAUCGGCCUGCUGCCCGCCGUGUGCUUCAUCAUCGGCACGGUGGUGGGCAGCGGCAUCUUCAUCGCCCCCAAGGGGGUGCUGAUGAACAGCGGCAGCGUGGGGCUCUCGCUGCUGGUGUGGACGCUGUGUGGCGUGCUCUCCUUGUUCGGGGCGCUGUGCUACGCUGAGCUGGGUACCACUUUCACCAAAUCUGGGGGCCACUACACGUACCUGCUGGAGACCCUGGGGCCUCUCCCGGCCUUCUUACGCCUGUGGGUGGAGUUCCUGUUCAUCAGGCCGGCUGUGGCGUCCUACGUGUCGCUGGCGUUUGGCCGCUACGUGGUGGAACCCUUCUUUGCCCCCUGCGAGGCGCCCAUGGCGCUGAUCAGAGUGGUCAGCCUCCUCGGAGUAACCUUUGUGGUGGCCAUCAACUGCUGGAGUGUCACCAUGGCGUCUCGCACCCAAGUCACCUUGACUUUCAUUAAGACCUUCGCCCUGGUUCUCAUUAUAGUGCCCGGCGUCAUGGCGCUGACCAAAGGGAAAACGGAGAACUUCCAGAACGGCUUCGAGGUGGAAGCCCUCAGGCUGGACCGGCUUCCUUUGGCCUUUUACAACGGCCUGUACGCCUACGGUGGAUGGUUUUAUCUCAACUUCAUCACCGAGGAAGUCAUCAACCCAAACAGGACCAUCCCGCUGGCCAUCAUGUGCUCCAUGGUGACGGUGACCGUGCUCUACGUGCUGGUCAACGUGUCCUACUACACCAUGAUGACUCCGGCCGAGCUCCUGGUGUCGGACGCCGUUGCUGUGACGUUUGCCAACCGUGCGCUCCAGGGCGUGUCGUCCAUCAUCCCACUCCUGGUGGCACUGUCCUGCCUGGGAGCCCUCAACGGGGGCUUCUUUUCCUCCCCCAGGAUGCUGUUUGUGGGGGCCAGAGAGGGCCACUGGCCGCCCAUCUUCUCCAUGAUCCACAUCCGCAGACACACGCCACUGCCUGCCGUCUUGCUCCUGUACCCCUUGGUGGCGCUGAUGUUGAUCAACGGAGAGAUCCAGCACCUCCUCAGCUUUGCCUCCUUCGCUCGCUGGUUUUUCAUCGCCUUGGCGACGCUCGGGAUGCUCAUCCACCGAUACCGCUUCCCCCUGCAAGCCCGACCUUUCCAGGUGCCUCUGUUCAUCGCCGUCACCUUCACCGUGGUCUGCUUCUUCAUUGUGGGCUUGUCUCUGUACUCGGACCCUUGGAACACGGGGCGCAGCUUCGCCCUGACGCUGACCGGGGUCCCCGUGUACUACGUGGCGGUCCAUCGCCGCCGCUUGCCACCCAGGUGCAGAUGGAUGUUCAAUUACUGCAGCAAGCAGCUUCAGAUCCUUCUGGAAGUGGCUCAGCAGGAGGUGAAGACCUACUGAGGGCACCAAAGAAGUUAGCAUUCUCUGCACAAUUCUGUGUGAACGUUGCAGUGUCUCUAAAGGUGAAAAAUAAAGUGCCUCGUGGAAGGAA